This is a messenger RNA of Perca fluviatilis (European perch), 4749 nucleotides long. Its product is annotated as NLR family CARD domain-containing protein 3-like. Gene Ontology annotation, molecular function: protein binding. The coding region runs from base 173 to 3595 and encodes 1140 amino acids. The record is from RefSeq and is a predicted model, not a curated record. NCBI's taxonomy places the organism in Eukaryota, Metazoa, Chordata, Actinopteri, Perciformes, Percidae. The transcript is spliced from 12 exons.
GUGCUCCACUUCCUGUCCACUUAGUAUCUGCCGUGUGCUGAAUUGCUGCGGAGCUCUCUGGCGUCGGUGGAAAUUGGGGGUAAGGAGGGGUCCGUACUGUGUCGAAAACAGCUAUCAGCAGCAAUGAAGACAUCGAAGGCAGACCUCAUGAUGAGCUGAUGAGUUCAGCAGCAUGGAUCAGUGUGAGGAUAGAGGAACCACUCUGAGUGGGGAACAGGACAGACAGACCAAAGCUCAGAGCCAAGAGCAGCAGCACAGACAUGGACCUGAGUCUGAAGCUGAACCCAGCUGUGUGUCCAUUAAGAGGGAUCGGUCCACGAAGCCACCGCUGCGUUUUAAAGCUUCAUCAACAGCAGAGACCAUCCUGGGAAUGGACUCUGAUGAAUCUGAACCUGAACCUGAACCCAGCUGUGUGUCAAUGAAGAGUGACCAGUCUAAAGGUCACUUCAUUGAUUUUAAAGAACAACAUCCCUCUGCUGCAAAGAGGAUCUGUCAGAGACCAGCCUCUGCUGAACCUGAACCCAGCUGUGUGUCCAUGAAGAGUGACUGGUCUAAAGGUCACUUCAUUGAUUUUAAAGGACAACAACCCUCUGCUUCAAAGAGAUUCGACCAGGAGAGCUCAGAGGUUCCCAGUGGUCAGUCUGCCCAGCAGCAUGAAACACACCUUGACUCCAUAUUUAUGCUACUGGAGGAGAACAUCGUCACUUUUGUGAAAAACGAGCUGAAGAAGAUCCAGAAGAUUCUGAGGGAGGAUGAGGAGGUGUUGGAAGGUGAGGACCAAGAGCAGAGGAGCAGCAGAGAGGCAUUUCUGAAGAUCACACUGCACUUCCUGAGGAGAAUGAAGCAGGACGAACUGGCUGACUUUCUGCAGUGCGGAAGUCUUGCUGGAGUUCAUAAAAGUAAACUCAAAUCUAAACUAAAUAAGAAGUUCCAGUGUGUGUUUGAGGGGAUUGCUAAAGCAGGAAACCCAACCCUUCUGAAUCAGAUGUUCACAGAGAUCUACAUCACAAAGGGAGGGACUGCAGAGGUCAAUAAUGAACAUGAGGUCAGACAGAUUGAAACAGCAUCCAGGAAACCAGACAGACCAGAAACAACAAUCAGACAAGAAGACAUCUUGAAAACCCCACCUGGAAGAGAGGAACCAAUCAGAACAGUGCUGACAAAGGGAGUGGCUGGCAUCGGGAAAACAGUCUUAACACAGAAGUUCACUCUGGACUGGGCUGAAAACAAAGCCAACCAGGACAUCCAGUUCACAUUUCCAUUCACCUUCAGAGAGCUGAAUGUGCUGAAAGAGAGAAAGUACAGUUUGGUGGAACUUGUUGAUUACUUCUUUAGUGAAACCAAAGAAGCAGGAAUCUGCAGGUUUGAAGAGUCCCCGGUCGUGUUCAUCUUUGACGGUCUGGAUGAGUGUCGACUUCCUCUGGAUUUCCUCAACACUGAGAUCCUGACUGAUGUUACAGAGUCCACCUCAGUGGGUGUGCUGCUGACAAACCUCAUCAGGGGGAAUCUGCUUCCCUCUGCUCGCCUCUGGAUAACCACACGACCUGCAGCAGCCAAUCAGAUCCCUCCUGGGUGUGUUGACAUGGUGACAGAGGUCAGAGGGUUCACUGACCCACAGAAGGAGGAGUACUUCAGGAAGAGAUUCACAGAUAAGAAGCAAGCCAGCAGAAUCAUUUCCCACAUCAAGAAAUCACGAAGCCUCCACAUCAUGUGCCACAUCCCAGUCUUCUGCUGGAUCACUGCUACAGUUCUGGAGGACGUGUUGAAGACCAGAGAGGGAGGAGAGCUGCCCAAGACCCUGACUGAGAUGUACAUCCACUUCCUGGUGGUUCAGUCCAAAGUGAAGAACAUCAAGUAUGAUGGAGGAGCUGGGUCAGAUCCACACUGGACUCCAGACACCACGAAGAUGAUUGAGUCCCUGGGAAAACUGGCAUUUGAGCAGCUGCAGAAAGGCAACCUUAUCUUCUAUGAAUCAGACCUGACAGAGUGUGGCAUCGAUAUCACAGCCGCUUCAGUGUACUCAGGAGUGUUCACACAGAUCUUUAUAGAGGAGAGAGGACUGUACCAGGACAAGGUGUUCAGCUUCGUCCAUCUGAGUGUUCAGGAGUUUCUGGCUGCUCUUCAUGUCCAUCUGACAUUCACCAACUCUGGAGUCAACCUGCUGUCAGAAAAAAAAACAACAGAGGAAUCUGCAGAGACACACUUCUACCAGAGUGCUGUGGACAAGGCCUUACAGAGUCCAAAUGGACACCUGGACUUGUUCCUCCGCUUCCUCCUGGGUCUUUCACUGCAGACCAAUCAGAAUCUCCUACGAGGCCUGCUGACACAGACAGGAAGUAGCUCACAGACCAAUCAGGAAACAGUUGAGUACAUCAAGAAGAAGAUCAGUGAGGUUCUGUCUGCAGAGAGAAGCAUCAAUCUGUUCCACUGUCUGAAUGAACUGCAUGAUCGUUCUCUAGUGGAGCAGAUCCAACGGUCCCUCAGUUCAGGACGUCUCUCCACAGAUAAACUGUCUCCUGCUGACUGGUCAGCUCUGGUCUUCAUCUUACUGUCAUCAGAAGAAGAUCUGGAUGUGUUUGACCUGAAGAAAUACUCUGCUUCAGAGGAGGCUCUUCUGAGGCUGCUGCCAGUGGUCAAAGCCUCUAACAAAGCUCUACUGAGUGGCUGUAAUCUGUCAGAGAGAAGCUGUGAAGCUCUGUCCUCAGUUCUCAGCUCCCAGUCCUCUAGUCUGAGAGAGCUAGACCUGAGUAACAACAACCUGCAGGAUUCAGGAGUGAAGCUGAUCUCUGUUGGACUGAAGAGUCCACACUGUACACUGGAGACUCUCAGUCUGUCAGGCUGUCUGAUCUCAGAGGAAGGCUGUUCUUCUCUGGUCUCAGCUCUGAGCUCCAACCCCUCCCAUCUGAGUGAGCUUGACCUGAGCUACAAUAAUCCAGGAGACUCAGGAGUGAAGCUCCUGUCUGCUGGACUGGAGGAUCCACUAUGGAGACUGGACACUCUCAGGGUGGAGCCUGCUGGAGUCAGAUGGUUGACACUGGGUCUGAGGAAGUAUUCCUGUGAACUCACAAUUGACACAAACACAGCACACAGAAAACUCAAACUGUCUGACAACAACAGGACGUUGACACGGGUAGAGGAGGAGGAUCAGCCUUAUCCUGAUCAUUCAGAGAGGUUUGACUGCUGGCCUCAGCUGCUGUGUAGAGAUGGUCUGACUGGUCGCUGUUACUGGGAGGUUGAGAGGAGAGGAGGAGUUGAUAUAUCAGUGACUUACAGAGGAAUCAGCAGGAGAGGAAACAGUAGAGACUGUGUGUUUGGGAUGAAUGAUCAGUCCUGGAGUCUUGAGUGCUCUGAACGUCGCUACUCUGUCAGUCACAAUAACAGAGAAACAAUCCUCCCUCUCUCCUCUUCUGUCUCUAGUAGGUUAGCAGUGUAUGUGGACUGUCCUGCUGGCUCUCUGUCCUUCUACACAGUCUCCUCUGACUCACUGAUCCACCUCUACACCUUCAACACCACAUUCACUCAACCUCUGUAUCCUGGGUUUGGGAUCUUUUCUUCUGGUGGCUCAAUGUGUCUGUGUCCUGUCGCUAAGGUUUAGGGUUCAGGUCCAGGUCUUCUGGUUCCUCUGUGUCUCUGUGUCCUGUCGUUAAGGUUUAGGGUUCAGCAAUCUUUCAGGUUAUUGUAAAACAAAAUAAUGAUCUAUUUACAAAAUAAUUCAGAAUGAUUAAACAGAUCCCUCGUUUAUAUUGUAAACUUCUUUUAAGUCAAGUCCUUUAUAUGUGGAAGCUGUGAUCAUGAAAUUGUGGAAAAGCCAUUGACUUUUCAUGUUUUGUUUUCUCUUUGGUCUCUUUUCACAAUAAAAGCAUGAAGUUACUGUGAGUGUGUUUGUAUUCUCUCUCAGGUCAGCACUACUGGAAUUUUAUACAGUGUAUACACUGGCCAUUUUUUUACAGUGAAUUUCCUGCAGUUUUUGUGCAUUUUUAGCUUUAUUUCCGAAAUCACUAUAGUGUGGUUCAACGAAUUUCUAGGAUAAUUGCCACACAUCUGGCGCCUUAUGUACAUGACCUUCCACUCUGUGUGUUGCCGUUAUUCAGGAAAUAACAAACUUCGAGCUAGCAAGCUACAAAUUGAAAAUUGUCUUGACUUUCAUCCAGCAAAUGGGUGUUUGUAGCCGGUUGGUGUUUUAAUCCAAACCACAAUCUUUUUUCUAAUCUUAACUGGUCUAAACUUCGCUGCAUGACACUCACUUUUUGUCGGGCCAAAAUCAACUGUAACAGCCUCUGAAAGGACGUCACCUCACAGUGAUCUGUACCCAGCUCACUGUCACCUUUUCUCGACUGAAUUUAACCGUAAAGACCGCUAAAGUUAACUGCCCGGAGGUAGCAGUAAUUUCAUAGGAUAUCAUACGAAUUGUUGUGCAAAAGUUUUCGUACCAUAUGAUUUGCAGCCGUUCAGAGAUUGCGUUGGUAUAUUUGUCUCUACACCCAGUCUGUGAAGUAAAAGAGGUAGAAAAAAUUAGGGGUGACCCCGAAUAGUCGAAGAUUCGAUGCAUCGAUAUACAGAGCCUGAUUCGACCACCAAUCUCACAGUCGAAUCUUCGCGGGUGUUAUUAUGAAACGAGGAUCAUACCAUUUUGGCAAUAUGGGGGUGCUCAAUGUCUAAUUUCACACAGAACUACUGGUUUUGUACGGUUAUAUUAAGUUAUAUACAGCCUUUAAUUAUGAUAAUGCUGUAAAAAAAAAAAAAAAAAAA